Molecule: messenger RNA, 1072 nt
Organism: Piliocolobus tephrosceles (Ugandan red Colobus)
Lineage: Eukaryota; Metazoa; Chordata; Mammalia; Primates; Cercopithecidae
Product: HEAT repeat-containing protein 6-like
Exons: 3
Coding region: 286-675 (129 amino acids)
Source: RefSeq, a predicted model, not a curated record
UUGUUAGAAUUCCUUAUUUAUGAUUACAUAAUUAUCACUGUGUGAUGAUUAACCAUUUUUCUAUUACUGAGCAUUUGUUUUAGACUUUAGGCUUGUAGUCUUUUAUAUUCAGUGAAUAUUUUUGUGCAUGAAAUCUGCAUUUUGAGAUUUUUUUUGGAGACAUUCCUAGGUGGGGAAGUAUUGGGUCAAAAUAUAUAUACUGUAAGUUUCUUGAUACAAUCUAAGCAGAUCUGUUAAACUGUUUUCCUAAACUUUUAUGCUUAUACUAAGUGAAUAUAUUUCUAUAUGUAUAUAUUUAAGUGUAUUUACCUUUUAACAUGUGUUGCCUGCUUUGGGUGGAACAGGGAAACACCAGACCCAAGUUUCCAGGAAGAGUUCUCUGGUCUCCUGCUCUUGAAAAUGUUACGAUCAGCUAUAGAAGCAUCCAAGGAUAAAGACCAGGUAAAGAGCAAUGCAGUCCGGGCCCUUGGAAAUUUGCUUCCUUUUCUGCAACCCUCUCAUAUAGAAAAACCCACAUUUGCAGAAAUAAUUGAGGAGUCUAUCCAGGCCCUAAUUUCUACUGUUCUAACAGAAGCUGCCAUGAGAGUCCGAUGGAAUGCUUGUUAUGCAAUGGGAAAUGUAUUUAAAAAUCCUGCCCUUCCAUUAGUUGUCUACAAUAAGCAUAUAUUGUUUUAAUGGUCAAGAAAAAAGGAAGGAAACAAAACUGGAACGAGAGGGGAUAUAAACUGGAAAUCCCCUGUGAGCUGUGUACAGAAGUGGAUGCCAUUAAUAAAUGUAAGGAGGGCAUCUGUCUCUAAGUAGUGGCAUGCCAUGCACCUGGAUAUGUCAUUCAGGACCAGUAGCUGCUUAGGUGUGUGGAUCGGAGCCUCCAAACCUCGCUCACUUUGAAUGCCAGUGUUCGCUUUAUUGCAUUUCUCUCUCUCAGAAGAUUUGAGACCUAAGGAUGUGUUCCUGGAGAGGAGCUCAUGCAUCAAGUGAGGGAAUUCUGGCUCUGCUCUCGUUUAUUGCCCAGAGCGUCCAGGCCGACCAGUCAGCUGGGAGCAUGUGGAGAAGUAGCCUCCUGGCUUCUUCC